UAAACUGCAAUGAGUUUCCUGUACCUUUAGCCUACCAUAUUGCCAAAAACAAAAGGUUAAGGUUCCUUAACCUUAAGGUAGAAAAAAUAAAAUAAAGUAACACUUUACAGCAUAGUAGAAAAGGCAGAGUCUGUAGUGAUAAUUAAAAAAAAAAAAAAACUGGGUUAAAUUUCAGGUUCUCAACAAUAAAAUAUGACUAAUAAUCAUAGAAUUAACCCCAAUGAGUAAUAAGAAGAGGAUUUUCUUUUUAACCAAUUCACAUUUGUCCUGUUUAGCCAGUCCCUGCUACCUAGAGUUACUAUUUAUAGACCACCCAGAGUGGGGCCAGCUCCUUGAAUCCUAUGCCGAAAAUAGCCAGAUGCCUUCUUUACUGUCCACAAAAUAUCGAUAAGGUCAGAAAAAUUAACCCUCAUAAGUCCAUUUAGUUUAUUUUUUUUCCUGUGUGACGUCUAUUCAGUAACCCAAACCUCUUCAAACUAGUCAGCUUUGCUGCACAUUACCUUUGACAAAACUCUCUUACUUUAUAUAUUAGAUAUAUUUAUAUUUCAUCACCAAAUGCCUUCAGGAAAUGUUUAAGGCAUACCAAUAUUUGGCAAACUUGUGUGUUUUAUAUUUUUUUUCAUUUGGCCCAUACCAAUAAGGCACACACAUUCAGUUCUACGCUGAACAUCUGAAACCACAUUAAUCACUUUACUCGGUAAUGUGAUCUGUUCUAAAAGAGUUUAGGUUCCUAAAUUUAAAAUACUUUGGAAAUCUCUGAUUCAAAUGUCUAUUUGUCUGACAAACUUAAUUUUGUGGUACUUAACAAAAGUUCAGAUAGAGCUCACAAUCUUUUUUUUUAAAGCCUAUGCAUUUUCCAAUUAAAACAUAAUAAUGCAUGCUUAAGGUUUCUAGAUACACAAGACUACAGAUGUGACACUUGUUCAAUAAAUAUCUUCCAGGUGGUUACUAAUAAGGUUCAACUGGGAAGUUCCUGCUUCUCUGGCAGACUCCCGGACCAGAGAAGAUCAUAGCCUUGCAGUAAAAAGACUGAAAACAGGCCGGGCGCAGUGGCUCACAUCUGUAAUCCCAGCAUUUUGGGAGGCUGAGGUGGGCAGAUCACAAGGUCAGGAGUUCGAGACCAGCCUGACCAACAUGGUGAAACCCUGUCUCUACUAAAAAUACAAAAAAUUAGCUGGGCAUAGUGGCAGGUGCCUGUAAUCCCAGCUACUCGGGAGGCUGAGGCAGAAGAAUCGCUUGAACCCGGGAGGCAGAGGUUGCAGUGAGCCAAGAUCACACCACUGCACUCCAGCCUGGGGAACAGACUGAGACUCCAUCUCAAAAAAAAAAAAAAACAAUGGGGCCAAUCAAAAAAUUCUUUUGAAUAACACAAAUGAUGAAACAUCUCAAUUCCCAACAUUUGAUUCAGGGACAAAUUUCAGUCUUUCAAAUCACUGUUGUUCUCUGGGCUUUAAUAUUUCACUGUUCAUGCGAAAUUUUGUCUACAAGAAAUAGUUCUUGGUUUUUAUGAAUUUCACAGCCAGUUUCCUCCAUAUUUCCUUGUUGGUGUCAAAGAUAUUCUGACUUGUUAAGAUACUUUUCUACACUUCCUCAUUCCUUCCAGCUUUUCUCCUUGAUGCUUUUCUUCAAGUUAAGCCUUUUAACAUGUUUUUUUAACUUGAAUAGUUCCUAAUAUUCCCACUACUUCUUGGCUGGCUGUUCCUAAAGCAUCACACAGAGAAAGAUACAAAUCUUAACUGAUUGAUCCUCAAGAUUUUCAAAUAUUUAAGCUUUCUCCGAUUUUUAAUCCCCUUUCUACUAACUCCUUUUUGAACACAAACCACUUCUUGAUAAAAUAGGGACCAUCAUCUCUUCCUUUCAUAAUCAAUCAAUCUACCAUGGAAAUGAGAUCCAUCCCCACCUUUACUUCAGCAGCUGUGAAGAUCAUUAAUUCAUUUUUAAAAAAUUUUUGUCUGGUGGGCGGGGGCACUCAAAAAAUUUUUUUUGUUCCAGUCUUUUCUUUCCUAAAAUUCUAUUGAUUCAUGAGGGCUUCCACAAUGAGAUGUCCCCCCUAACCCCACCGUCACUUCCUGUAGCAUAAUCUAAUCCUCUUUAUUCCUUCAUCGAGUACUACUGCAUAAAGCCUCCCAUGAUUGCCACUAGCAGCGUUACUGGUUACUUCUAUGUUCCCUCAAGAAUAUGCCUGUGAAUUUGCGAUAUAAUAAGAAAUAAUAUAUUUGGUUUUUAUUCUGGUUUCUGUCACAGAGCUCCUAAAACCCUUGGAAUUUCCUGAGUGAUAGGGGGUAAGAAGAGCAUCUUUUGUUAUCCAUAAUAAGCCCCUUCCAGCUGGACCUGAGUUUAUGCUAAUGAAGUGACUCUUGGAUGAUGGAGGCUGAUUGCCAGAGAAACCAACCACAUAAUUAGUGGGUUGGGAUUUUCAGUCCCAUCCCUCAACCUCCAAGUAGGGGAGAGGGGGCUGGAGUUUAAGUGCAAUCACCAAUGGCCAAUGGUUUAAUCAAUCACACCUACCUAAUGAAGCUCCAUAAAAACCCCUAACAAUGGAAUUUGGAGAGCUUCCAGGUUAGCAAACACAAGGAGGUACUAGGAGGGUGGUGCACCUGGAGAGGGCAUGAAAGCUCUGCACUCCUCCCCUAUACCUUACCCUAUGCGUCUCUCCCAUUUAGCUUGCCCCACAUAUCCUUUAUAAUAAAACCAGUAAUAGUAAGUAGAGUGUUUUCCUGAGUUCUGUGAGCCAUUCUAGAAAAUUAUCAAACCUCCUCCUCGUCCUGCCGCAGGGCCAGAACCCCUGACGGUAUUCAGCUGCGCAUAAGUCUGGCCGGUGUCAUCUGUCUCCGCAAUGCCCCCCAAGAAACAGGCUCAGGCCAGGGGCAGCAAAAAGGCGGGGCAAAAAAAGAAGGAGAAGAUUAUCGAAGACAAAACUUUCGGUUUGAAGAAUAAGAAAGGAGCAAAGCAACAGAAGUUUAUCAAGGCUGUCACACAUCAAGUUAAAUUUGGUCAACAAAAUCCACGUCAGGUAGCACAGAGUGAAGCUGAAAAGAAAUUGAAGAAGGAUGACAAGAAGAAAGAAUUGCAGGAGCUAAAUGAGCUGUUCAAACCUGUAGUUGCUGCUCAAAAAAUAAGUAAAGGUGCAGAUCCCAAGUCUGUAGUAUGUGCAUUCUUCAAGCAACGACAGUGUACUAAAGGAGAUAAGUGUAAGUUCUCCCAUGACUUGACUCUGGAGAGAAAAUGUGAAAAGCGAAGUGUUUACAUUGAUGCAAGAGAUGAAGAACUUGAAAAAGAUACUAUGGAUAAUUGGGAUGAGAAAAAGCUGGAAGAAGUAGUGAACAAGAAGCACGGUGAGGCGGAAAAGAAAAAACCAAAAACUCAAAUAGUGUGCAAGCAUUUCCUGGAAGCUAUUGAAAACAACAAGUAUGGCUGGUUUUGGGUAUGCCCUGGAGGGGGUGAUAUUUGCAUGUAUCGUCACGCACUUCCUCCUGGAUUUGUGUUGAAAAAAGAUAAAAAGAAAGAAGAGAAAGAAGAUGAAAUUUCAUUAGAAGAUCUAAUUGAGAGAGAGCAUUCUGCCCUAGGUCCAAAUGUUACCAAAAUCACUCUAGAAUCUUUUCUUGCCUGGAAGAAAAGGAAAAGACAAGAAAAGAUUGAUAAACUUGAACAAGAUAUGGAAAGAAGGAAAGCUGACUUCAAAGCAGGGAAAGCACUAGUGAUCAGUGGUCGUGAAGUGUUUGAAUUUCGUCCUGAACUGGUCAAUGAUGAUGAUGAGGAAGCAGAUGAUACCCGCUACACCCAGGGAACAGGUGGUGAUGAGGUGGAUGAUUCAGUGAGUGUAAAUGACAUAGAUUUAAGCCUGUACAUCCCAAGAGAUGUAGAUGAAACAGGUAUUACCAUAGCCAGUCUUGAAAGAUUCAGCACAUAUACUUCAGAUAAAGAUGAAAACAAAUUAAGUGAAGCUUCUGGAGGUAGGGCUGAAAAUGGUGAAAGAAGUGACUUGGAAGAGGACAACGAGAGGGAGGGACCGGAAAAUGGAGCCAUUGAUGCUGUUCCUGUUGAUGAAAAUCUUUUCACUGGAGAGGAUUUGGAUGAACUAGAAGAGGAAUUAAAUACACUUGAUUUAGAAGAAUGACACCAAACACAUCGCUAAAAAAAAUUAAGUCAGCUCAGCACGAGUUGAAAUUGACUACAUUAAUUUCUUUCCAUAGAAUCAACAGGAUGUUUAUUUCCUAUGCUGAUUCUGGAGGAGUUAACCUCCUGCAAAAAAGGCAUCUUGUCCCUACGUCUUCUCUUCUGACUUUGACUACAUCUCAUAGUAAGUUCAGAGUAGUUCAUGAUAAAUUGACAAUAUAAUGGUCAUUGCAGAAAAUGAUUGAUGUUGUAACUGUCCACCCAAGUAAGAAGUGUAUCUGCCUUUCCAUCUUUUGGUUUUCAUUUGGGCAUGUGCUAUUACCAGAAA
Molecule: messenger RNA, 4444 nt
Organism: Pan troglodytes (chimpanzee)
Lineage: Eukaryota; Metazoa; Chordata; Mammalia; Primates; Hominidae
Product: zinc finger CCCH domain-containing protein 15-like
Exons: 1
Coding region: 2837-4117 (426 amino acids)
Biological process (GO): cytoplasmic translation
Cellular component (GO): cytosol
Molecular function (GO): metal ion binding; mRNA binding
Source: RefSeq, a predicted model, not a curated record